AUGUUCCAAGGAAUGAGGGAUAUUAGUUGUAAGGUUAGAUUGGAGAAACUUACAGCAAAAGAGAUCAAGAAAGGGUUCACGCAAUCAAGCUGCCUGCUAAGACACCAGCGAGUUCACACUUGGGAGAGGCUGAUCAAAUGCUCCAAGUGUUCGAAGGGAUUUAAAUCUUCCCAUCUGCUCUCACACCAGCAGUUCACGGCUGGAGUGGAGCUGUUCUCCUGUUCUUUGUGUGGGAAGGAAUUCACUGAUUCAUCCAGUCUGCAGAAGCACCGGCGAUUCACAAUGGAGAAAGGCCAUUCAUCUGCUCAUUGUGGGAGCUUGCAUGGGAAGAUAAAGCUGCUAAGGCAGCAGCACGUGGUUGGAAGAAUGGGCAGUGGUAAAAAUCUCAUUCAAAUAGUCAAAAGAAGGAACAAUAAAACAUUAAACAGAGUUCAAGUACACCCAUUAAUAGAAACAGAGGAAGUUAGCCAAGUGCAGCUAGAAGAAUCCUGUGGGAAAUGCUCCAAAACCUCAAGAGACCUGAUAUCCCACCAACGUGUUCACUCUGAGGAGAGGCCAUUCAGGUGCUCUCUCUGUGGGACUGGGUUCGAGCGAUCAUCUGACUUCACAGAGCACCAGCAGGUUCACACUGGGAAGAGACCGUUCAGCUGCCCUGAGUGUGGGAGGGGAUUCACUCGGUCGUCCAUCUUGGAGAGACACCAGCAAGUUCACACUGCGGAGAGAUUUUUCAAAUGCCCGGACUGCAGGAAGUGCUACAGAAGCUCUUGGGGACUGAAUUGUCAUCAACGUAUUCACACUGAGGAGAGACCUUUCAAAUGUUCAGACUGUGAGAAGUGCUUUAGCAAUUCUGUAGAACUGAAGUCUCAUCAACGUGUUCACGCUGAGGAGAGACCUUUCAAAUGCUCAGAAUGUGGGAAUCACUAUACAAGUUCCUGGGGACUGUUUUAUCAUCAACAUGUUCACAUUGAAGAGAGACUUUUCAAAUGUCUAGUCUGUGGGAAGUGCUGUUGA
Molecule: messenger RNA, 1011 nt
Organism: Rhincodon typus (whale shark)
Lineage: Eukaryota; Metazoa; Chordata; Chondrichthyes; Orectolobiformes; Rhincodontidae
Product: zinc finger protein 501-like
Exons: 4
Coding region: 1-1011 (336 amino acids)
Source: RefSeq, a predicted model, not a curated record